AUGGCGCCACUGGAAUACCCAGACCACAAUACUGUCGAGCGCCAGCUCAAGGACGUGAUCCAGAUCCUGUACGAGAUCAUGAUCCAAGUCCCCAACUACGACUCGCACACCGCCCCGGCCGCCAGCUCCAACGGCAACGGCACGCCCCUGCGCGCCGCCAGCAACGCGCCGCCCACGCGCGACGUGCUCGCCAGCCAGCUGACGCAGCUGUCGUCGGCCCUGCAGGCCAUCCACCGGGUGGCCACGCACCCGGCGGCCCCCGAGAACCUGCCCUCGCUGCCCUACGAGCUGAUCCAGUACGUCGAGGGCGGCCGCAACCCGGACAUCUACACGCGCGAGUUCGUCGAGCUCGUGCGCCGCCAGAACCAGCUCAUGCGCGGCAAGAUGCACGCCUUCGCCUCCUUCCGCGACGUCCUGGCCCGCGAGAUGGGCGAGGCCCUGCCCGAGCUGCGGGACGACGUCGCGCAGGUCGUCAAGGGGACGGGCGGUGAGUGGCCGCUCAAGGAGGAAGCCGGGCAGUGA
This is a messenger RNA of Diaporthe amygdali, 522 nucleotides long. RefSeq names its product mediator of rna polymerase ii transcription subunit 10. Bases 1 to 522 code for a protein of 173 amino acids. Gene Ontology annotation, molecular function: transcription coregulator activity. Gene Ontology annotation, biological process: positive regulation of transcription by RNA polymerase II. The transcript is spliced from 2 exons. NCBI's taxonomy places the organism in Eukaryota, Fungi, Ascomycota, Sordariomycetes, Diaporthales, Diaporthaceae. The record is from RefSeq and is a predicted model, not a curated record. Gene Ontology annotation, cellular component: mediator complex; chromatin.